CAUCUCUCUCGUGAAUCAAUCAUGGCAGCCAUUGAGGGUGUCAAGCUCUUCGGCAAGUGGUCGUUCGACGACAUCGAGGUCAACGACAUUGCGCUCAUGGACUACAUUGCUGUCAAGCCCAAGUCUGCGCAGUUCCUCCCGCACUCUGCUGGUCGCUGGCAGGUCAAGCGCUUCCGCAAGGCCACGUGCCCGAUUGUGGAGCGCAUGACGUGCUCGAUGAUGAUGCACGGCCGUAACUCCGGCAAGAAGCUCAUGGCUGUGCGGAUCAUCAAGCACUGCUUCGAGAUCAUCCACCUGCUCACGGACCAGAACCCGAUCCAGGUGCUCGUUGACGCCGUCGCCAACGCCGGUGCCCGUGAGGACUCGACCCGUGUCGGCUCGCACGGUACCGCCCGCCGCCAGGCCGUCGAUGUCUCGCCGCUCCGCCGCGUCAACACGGCCAUCUACCUCAUCUCGGUCGGUGCCCGUAACUCGGCCUUCCGCAACAUCAAGACCAUCGCCGAGUGCCUCGCCGACGAGAUCAUCAACGCCGCCAAGGGCUCGUCGAACUCGUACGCCAUCAAGAAGCGUGACGAGACAGAGCGCGUUGCCGUCUCCAACCGCUAAAGGAAGCGUUACCUCCUCA
This is a messenger RNA of Thecamonas trahens ATCC 50062, 625 nucleotides long. Its product is annotated as 40S ribosomal protein S5. Gene Ontology annotation, biological process: ribosomal small subunit assembly; translation. Gene Ontology annotation, cellular component: cytosolic small ribosomal subunit; ribosome. Gene Ontology annotation, molecular function: rRNA binding; mRNA binding; structural constituent of ribosome. The record is from RefSeq and is a predicted model, not a curated record. Lineage: Eukaryota; Apusomonadida; Apusomonadidae. The transcript has 3 exons. The coding region runs from base 22 to 606 and encodes 194 amino acids.